Messenger RNA from Hydra vulgaris (swiftwater hydra), 1895 nucleotides. Its product is annotated as SNW domain-containing protein 1. The record is from RefSeq and is a predicted model, not a curated record. Gene Ontology annotation, cellular component: spliceosomal complex. NCBI's taxonomy places the organism in Eukaryota, Metazoa, Cnidaria, Hydrozoa, Anthoathecata, Hydridae. Gene Ontology annotation, biological process: mRNA splicing, via spliceosome.
CACUCGUUAAAUACGCAGUGAAAACUCAAUCUUAUUUACAUUACCUUUUGUAAACACAACCUACACAAGAAAAUUCAAAAAAAUAAUUAUUUACAGCUUAUUUGAACAACUAUAUUUUUUUAAUACGAAAAUGUCUUUAACCAGAUUACUUCCAGCCCCUGUUCAAUUAAUGACACUUCAUGAUGACAAUGAUGACGAGUUAGAAGCUGCUUAUUAUGGUGGUAAUCAGAUGUCACUGGCCUCCUAUGGCCCUCCACCAUAUGGUCACCGUGCUGGUUGGGUACCACGAAGACAAGAGGAUUUCGGAGAUGGUGGAGCAUAUCCAGAAAUAAUGGUUGCACAGUUCCCCCUUGGAAUGGGAAGAGAAUGGAGAGAAACAUCAAACGCUCUUCCAGUUAUAAUGGAUGCUGAAGGAAAGAUCAAAUUUGACAGCUUAUUACGUCAAUCUCAACCAAAAAAUAAAAUAAUACAUUCUAGGUUUGAAGAUCUUGUUGAAAAGCAAGUCAAAGCAGAAGAUGAUCCUGAACUUGCUCGACCUGAUGAAGAAAAGAUGCAAGAGAUUGCUGAAAAAACAAGGCAAGCAUUAGAGCUAGAGGUUAAUUCGAAAAUAGCAGCUGCUCAACCAACACAAGUUGCACAGAAAACUGCUCCAGCUCAAUAUAUUAGAUAUACCCCAUCUCAUGGAGGUGUGAUGUUUAACUCUGGUGCAAAACAACGUGUAAUUCGAAUGGUUGAACAGCAGAAAGAUCCAAUGGAGCCUCCGCGUUUUAAAACAAAUACGAAAAUUCCUAGAGGUCCACCAUCUCCUCCUGCUCCAGUUAUGCACUCUCCAACUAGAAAAACAAGUGUGAAAGAACAACAAGAGUGGAAAAUUCCUCCAUGUAUAUCAAACUGGAAAAAUCCUAAAGGUUACACAAUUCCUUUGGAUAAAAGAUUAGCUGCAGAUGGUAGAGGACUUCAAGAUCCCACUAUCAAUGAUAAAUUUGCCAAGCUGGCUGAAUCAUUAUAUAUUGCUGACAGAAAGGCUAGAGAGGCUGUAGAAACAAGAGCAAAUCUUGAAAGGAAACUAGCUCAACAAGAACAAAUGAAAAAGGAAACUAAAUUAAGGGAACUUGCAGAGAAAGCAAGGCAGGAACGAUCUGGUUUACAUACAGCAUCAAAAAAUGCUGAUGAAGCUGAGCGAGAUGCUGUUCGGAAAGAUAGACAAAGAGAACGAGAACGAGACAAAAGAAUAUCAAAAGCAGGAGCAGAAAAAAAAUCAAAAAAUAUUCGUGACAAAGAUCGAGACAUCAGUGAAAAAAUUGCACUGGGACUACCAAAUACUGGUGUAUCUCAAGAAGCUAUGUAUGAUCAAAGACUAUUCAAUACUAAUGAGGGAAUGGACAGUGGGUUUGGUGAAGAUGAUAGUUAUAAUGUAUAUGAUCAACCUUGGCGAAAAACAGAUGCUGUUUCAUCAAUAUAUAGACCUUCAAAAAAUAUUGAUAAAGAUCUAUAUGGAGAUGACAUCGAUAGUUUAAUUAAAAGCUCUAAGCGAUUUACUGCUGACAAAGAAUUUGCUGGGUCAGAUCGAAAUCAAGUACGAGAUGGUCCAGUUCAGUUUGAAAAAGAAGAAGAAGAUCCAUUUCAACUUGAUAAAUUUUUGCAAGAUGCUAAACGUGGUGGAAAACGAACAGAUAAAUCUGAUAAAGACCAUGAUAAAUCUUCUAAGCGCCCGAAGCAUUAAAAGGAAAUUAUAAUUAAAGAAUUAUUUGUGGAUUUUUUUACUUCUGUUAAAAGAUUGCAUAAUUCAUAAGACUAUACUACUAUGUUAAACUUAUGAAGCCACCAAUGUGGAUUGAAUUAAAAUUAAUUUGUUGUAAUAUUGGUUAUAUAUGUAAAUAAAUACUGAUGUAAAA